CCAGAAAAAAUAGCUAUCUUCGCCUUUACCCGUAAGCUGGCCGGCGAUGACCGCCCACGCCGCCUGGACCGCGUCGGCGCCCCGCUCUCCCCUCCUGCCCUCAACUGCCCGACCAUUGCGCUCGACUCUCCUCGGGCGCUCUCUCUGCCGUUUCUCCUCCUCGAGGCUCGUCGUCACCACCCCCAGAAGGACAUUGACCAUCAUCGUCGCUACCAAGAAGGCGGUCGCCGUCCUCAAGGGCAGCUCCGAGGUCGAGGGCGUCGUCACCCUCCUUCAAGAAGACUACGGUCCUACAACUGUAAAUGUUCAUGUUAGUGGGCUUACACCUGCACUUCAUGGCUUCCAUCUUCAUGAGUAUGGUGACACCAUCAAUGGCUGCAUCUCAACAGGGGCACAUUUCAACCCCAAUGACCAUGGUGCUCCAGAAGACGAAAUCCGUCAUGCAGGUGACCUGGGAAACACAAUUGCAAACUCUGAUGGAGUGGCUGAGGCAGCGAUUGUAGAUAACGAGAUUUCACUGAGUGGACCUAAUGCGAUUAUUCGAAGGGCAUUUGUGGUUCAUGAACUUCAGGAUGAUCUGGGAAAAGGAGGGCAUGAACUUAGCCUUACCACUGGAAAUGCGGGAGGGCGAUUGGCAUGUGGUGUUUUUGGGUUGACUCCAAUUAUGUGAUUUAUUCAUGUGUUGAUGUCAAUUUUGAGUUGCUGUGGGCACUGUAUUUUUUGGAGUUAGGUGCAAGGAACGAGUAAUAUGAAAGGCGACUAGGCAUAAUCUCAAUUAUCUGUGGAGUAAAGCUUUUUUGUUAUAGAUGCUGGCAACCUAGUCACAUUUUGACUUAUAGUCCUGAGUCAAAGUUAUCUUAUGCCAGUCUUGUUUCUUUGGUACUCAUGUUACUACAUUAAGACUUAUGAUUGGCCAGUUCAAUAAAAACAAACAAAAAAUUCGUCAAAAUGCUAUUGGCAUGACAA
Elaeis guineensis (African oil palm) is the source of this 966-nucleotide messenger RNA. The record is from RefSeq and is a predicted model, not a curated record. NCBI's taxonomy places the organism in Eukaryota, Viridiplantae, Streptophyta, Magnoliopsida, Arecales, Arecaceae.